AUGGACAGUGAGCUAUUUUUUAAUUUAUUGAACAAGCAAGAUAAAUUCAAGAGUAUUAUUGUGAUUCUUGAUGAAUUAGACUCGUUAAUCACUCGAGAUCAACAGGUUUUGUUUGAAUUAUUCCAAGCAUCAAACAUCAUCAAUUCUCAUCGUUUAAAGACCAAGUUAGUUUUAAUUGGUAUUUCAAACACACUUGACUUGACUGAUAAGUUUUUACCUCGUUUGAUACGAAACAACUUGAGUCCAGAGACAUUACAAUUCCUACCUUACACUGCAGAUCAAAUUAAAGCUAUUAUAAUAUCACGGUUGAGAAGUUUGACUGGAAAUGAUUCAGAAUCAGAAAUUCCUAUAUUCCACCCGCUGGCCAUUCAAUUGUGUUCCAGGAAAAGUGCAAGCAUAUCAGGAGAUUUAAGAAAAGCAUUUGAUAUUUGUUACAAAAGUAUAGAAUUGGUGGAACGUAACCUUCCGCCAUUUCAAACAUUUACUGAUUUCAAUUCUACCAAUUAUCCAAAAGUAAUGAUUCCUCAUGUCGCAAAAGUUUGUACAUUGUCGUUUGACAACAAUUCGAUUGGAAAUUUGAAUCUUUUACAAAAAGCACUUUUGUGUCAUUUAUUCAAUUAUCAAUUGGAGAAUUUGGGACUGAGUGAUUUGUCUGUGAACUCAUUCUAUGACUACUAUAGAAAACAAUUAAACACCAAUAACCUAUUAGGAUUGUUAAAGAUCGGUGAGUUCAUUGAAAUUAUAUCCGCAUUGGAGAGUUCUGGUUGUAUUGUAGUCAAUGACAAAAGGAAAGGUGGUAGUGGCAUGGGCAAUAAAAUACUCAAGUUAAAUGUUGGUUAUGAUGACAUUGUGAAGAGCAUUGAGGAUGUUGGAUUGUUGAAAAAGUUGUUAAAAAGUAGUAAUUAG
Spathaspora passalidarum NRRL Y-27907 is the source of this 906-nucleotide messenger RNA. It is a transcript of the gene CDC6, whose product is annotated as AAA family ATPase. Bases 1 to 906 code for a protein of 301 amino acids. Lineage: Eukaryota; Fungi; Ascomycota; Pichiomycetes; Serinales; Debaryomycetaceae. Gene Ontology annotation, cellular component: nucleus. The transcript has a single exon. Gene Ontology annotation, molecular function: DNA replication origin binding. The record is from RefSeq and is a predicted model, not a curated record. Gene Ontology annotation, biological process: mitotic DNA replication checkpoint signaling.